Verticillium alfalfae VaMs.102 is the source of this 354-nucleotide messenger RNA. RefSeq lists its product with no specific name. Bases 1 to 354 code for a protein of 117 amino acids. The record is from RefSeq and is a predicted model, not a curated record. The transcript has a single exon. NCBI's taxonomy places the organism in Eukaryota, Fungi, Ascomycota, Sordariomycetes, Glomerellales, Plectosphaerellaceae.
AUGGCCGAGUACCCGCGACACGUCGUCAACGAGUGGAACGUGGCCGUUGCUGAGAAUGUGUUUCGGCAUGGCGUACACUUCCUGCGCGGUCAGGCGCGGCGCGGAACUGCCAGGUCCAGCUCGAACAAGGCGGGAGGAGGAUCAGCAGAAGGGAUGGAGGCGUGCGCGGCAGCGGCGGUCUGCGAUGUUGUACGUGAGAUGCAUUGCUGGGAGGCCGGUGACGAGGAGACGCUGCCUGGGCUGAAUAUGACCAUACGGAUGGCGUUCCGGGAACAGGUGGACUGUGAUCCGAGCGAGGCUGUAGAGGAGGCGGUUCGGGUCAUGAUGGGACGGAAGGGCGGGGAUAAAAAGUGA